CGCUGAGGCCCUAGCGGGUACAAAACCGUGGUGCUCGAGCUUGCCGGAGUUGGGCAGCCGGAACGCGCGCGACCUUUCAACCAGAGCGCGCCGCGGAACGGGUUGGGCUUGCAGAUUUGACCUUCUGCGUUCUUGUACAUUCAGGAUCCUCUCAUCUAGAGCUCAUUCCCGCAGAGCCCAGAAUCUUGAGUUGCGUCCACGAUGAGCAGCAUGACCCAGAAUAUACGGGAAGUAAUGAAGGUCUUGUUCAGAGUUCCCGGUUUUGAUAGAGUUUUGGAAAAGGUGACACUUGUCUCUGCUGCUCCUGAGAAAGUAGUUUGUGAAAUGAAAGUGGAAGAACAACAUGCUAAUAAGUUCGGUACUCUCCAUGGAGGCUUGACAGCAACCCUGAUAGAUAGCAUAUCUACCGUGGCCCUGAUGUGCACGGAAAGAGGGGCACCUGGAGUCAGUGUUGACAUGAACAUAACGUACAUGUCACCUGCUAAAAUAGGAGAAGAAAUAGUGAUCACAGCACAUAUUCUGAAGCAAGGAAAAACACUUGCAUUUGCCUCGGUGGAUCUGACCAACAAGGCCACGGGAAAAUUAAUAGCACAAGGCAGACACACAAAACACCUGGGAAACUGAGGAACGGCAGGACAGCAGGACAGGGUCUCUGGCUGCCCUGGAACUCACUGUGGACCAGACCAGACCAGAUAGCCACUUUCCUUUGCCUCCCUGGUGCUAUGGUAGUGUGUGCCACCAAGUCUAGCUAGGGUGCCUUUUUUUCUUUUGAAGCAUCAAUUGUUUAAAUCAGGUGCAUGAUAAUUGGAUGGAGUUCUUGGCUCAGUGUUUUGGUGUUUUGAGUCUGGCUUUUGGCAUCAGGAUCAUCGAACUAACAAUCUUCUGCCUCAGCCUCCUGAAUGCUGGUAUGAUAGGUAUGUUACACCUUGCCUGACUAGUUUCAGUUCAGUUUUUAUAACAGGUAAAGCAAAGCAGCUAGAAGACCCACUUUAAGAUUACUCUUAAACUGAAGUCUCUGAAGUCUAGUGUUAAAGGAGAAAGAGGAGUUGAUAUUCUCACACACACCCCCACCCCACCCCACCCCCACACACGCACGCACCUCCAACUUCCAAAAACCAUUACCUGAGGGCCCAAGAGUUAAGGGAGACACAGGAAUCUCAACAUAGCAAUAAUCAAUCCUUAAUGAAAUUUUAGGUCUUUCCCAGCUCUAAUGCUGUCACAUUUCCAUUUCCUUUAUGAGACAUGAUCAUCAAACUUCCAAAUGCUAAAACUACAGCCAUAAUGAGAAACUGAAGAGUCUGCGAUAUAUGGCCUAAAAAUCUGAAGCGAAGCCCUAACAGUAGAAACAGCCUAAAUACCUUUCUCUGCUGAUUUUGUAUGUCUGGACCUGGCAUCUUUUGUAGGACUUAUCAUGAGCCCCUUUAAAUCUCCCAGCCUACUAUACUACAUUCAAGUUAGCAAAUUAGUGCAUUUCUCAAAAGUCUCAAAAAUUAGAGGACUCUUUGCUUUCUUCAUUUUCAGGGUUCAAAACUAGAGUGGAAAGCGAAAGCAGCUUUCAAUAGACUUGAAACAUCUGAGGUCAGAAGUUGUCUGUAUUACAUAUCAGAUCUUCCUUCAGACUCCUCAGCUGUUGACAGGUUCCAGGGCUGGGACUCAGGGAGGUUCUGUGAUUUAUCCAUGAAAGUGCUCAAGAAACUGAGUCUUGAAUAUUAUGGAUGGUGGGUUGGGCUCAAUACUAUGUUGAUGGCCAGUAAAUGUGACAAGACUCACAGAAUGCUGAAACGUGUUCAGAGAAAUUUGGAAAAUCUUUUGCAACCAUCAAGAUUGUUUGGGGCUGGAGAUGCCACAUUUAAAAACACUGACUGCUCUUCCAGAGGACCUGGGUUUGAUUCCCAAUACUGCCCUCCACAGGCAUUGCAUGCACAUGAUACAGACAUACAAGCAGGGCAAAACACCUUAUAAAGGUUGAAAAAAAAUUGGCUUGGUUGGGCACCAGGAUUCAUUGUAACUCAAGAGGCCAUUUUCAUAUUGUUUGCCAUCAGUCACUAGCAGUAAGCACAUAGUGCAGAAACCAAAGUUAGUUUUAAGGAGCAGAUGGCAUGAGCUUCUGGAUAUUAGAAGGGUACAAAGUCAAUCUAACCAUGAACACAUUCCCAAUUUUGAUAGUUAACUAGAACAUGGAUGGUAUGCUGUCAUGUUGGAAGCCUGGUAAUGGUACUACAAGAUACAGUGACCAGAAACACCUCCCCUCCCCACCCUCCACCACACCAAAUCUUGCACUUAUUUGUAACAUGGGCCUAAGUACAAAAGGGCAAAAUAUAACUCAUGUGUGCAACAAGUGCUAUGGUUGAGUAAGUACGUACAAAGAGGAAAAUGUUGGGAAAAAUCUUAAAUGUUACACCAGAACAUCUCAUAUUGUUCUUGCCAACUUUUCUAAAUUAUUCCAAGAUAAAAUGGCUGCUGAACCGCCUAGUAUGUUGAACACAGUAUAACAGUAAAAUGGUUUUUAAAAAGCCACUGGCCUCUGGUGACUUAAGUCCUCUACUUAUAAGAGCUUGGACAAAUUUCUCAACCUGUAUGUCUACUUCCACUCCAAACUGUUAGAGAGACAGCUAUGGAACAAUGGCCUUAAGAAACUUUCACAAUGUUCUAUCAAAUUGACUCUAAUCAGAGAACAUGUAAAAUGCCCUUUCACAUUAAGAAUGGCUUUUUCUUUUCCUUUUCUAUGGAAACAAAGCAAAAGGCAGGGAACUAUUGAAGCUAUCUGUCUUCAGUUCUUGUUCAGUUAUAACUGCUAGUUCUUUUGUCCAAACCAACCAACCUAAGUGACCAAAACCAUGGAUAAAAAAGUUAUCACUGCAAUUUUGUAUAUUCAUCUGAAUAGGCAAGAAGCUUUCACCUAUUUUAUUUAGGUUUCAUUUUUUUUCCAAAUUCCAACCAGAAGCUAAAUACAAAUGGAAACCAGUAAGCACUAGUUUAACUCCAAUGGAGUAGGAUCAUUCCGAUUUACUCCAAUAAAA
Messenger RNA from Peromyscus leucopus (white-footed mouse), 3020 nucleotides. RefSeq names its product acyl-CoA thioesterase 13 (gene Acot13). Gene Ontology annotation, molecular function: fatty acyl-CoA hydrolase activity. The coding region runs from base 202 to 624 and encodes 140 amino acids. The transcript is spliced from 4 exons. Lineage: Eukaryota; Metazoa; Chordata; Mammalia; Rodentia; Cricetidae. The record is from RefSeq and is a predicted model, not a curated record.